Molecule: messenger RNA, 1719 nt
Organism: Geodia barretti
Lineage: Eukaryota; Metazoa; Porifera; Demospongiae; Tetractinellida; Geodiidae
Source: the annotation of a GenBank genome assembly
GACGAGCUGGUGGCCAAGAUCGGCAAGCCCAAGCUCGAAGUGUCGGUUGACACCGAAGAAGAAGAGAAGCUGGGCGCCCAGAUCAAGGCCAUCGUCAACGGCCGGGUCACCGAAAUCCUGGAACAGAACGCCUUCAAGUCGGAACGGGACGAGGGACUGGACCGGAUCGAGGAGGAGGUUUCCGAGCAGUUGGCCGAGGAAUACGGGCGCAACCGCAUUGCCGAGGGGUUCAAGACCGUGGUCAAGGGCGAAGUGCGGCGACGCAUCCUGGACCUGGGAGUACGACCCGACGGCCGCAACCUGUCAGAAAUCCGGCCCAUCACCUGCGAGGUGGGAACCCUGCCCCGCACCCACGGCUCGGGCCUGUUCACCCGCGGCCAGACCCAGGUACUGUCGGUGGCAACCCUGGGCCCGCUUAACAUGAAGCAGACCCUGGACUCCCUGUCGCCGGUCAAUACCAAGCAUUUCAUGCAUCACUACAACUUCCCUCCCUACUCGGUGGGUGAAGCUCGGCGCGUGGGUUCCCCGGGCCGGCGGGAGAUUGGACACGGAGCGCUGGCGGAACGGGCGAUUCUCUCCGCACUGCCCGCAGAAGGCGAGUUCCCCUAUACCAUUCGGGUGGUGUCCGAGGUACUAAGCUCGAACGGCAGCACCUCCAUGGGCAGCGUGUGCGGCACCAGCAUGGCCCUGAUGGACGCCGGAGUGCCGAUGAAGGCGCCGGUGGCCGGGAUAGCCAUGGGCCUGGUUACCGACAACGACGGCCGUCAUGCCGUCCUGAGCGACAUCCAGGGCAUUGAAGACUUCCUGGGAGACAUGGACUUCAAGGUGGCAGGCACGGCAGCGGGCAUCAACGCGCUGCAGAUGGAUAUCAAGCUGAAGGGGCUGGACGAGGAUAUCCUCCGGCAGGCCCUGGAGCAGGCCCGGCUGGGUCGCCUGCAUAUCCUGGACAAGAUGUCCGAGGCCAUCACCGAAACCCGUACCGAGAUGAGCCCCUACGCUCCCAAGAGCAUCCGGGUCCAGAUUCCGGUGGAGAAGAUCGGCGCGGUCAUCGGCCCAGGCGGCCGGGUCAUCCGCGGCAUCAUUGAGGAGACCGGAGCAUCCAUUGACGUGGCCGACGACGGCGGCGUAACCAUCAGUUCCUCCGACCAGGCCAUGCUCGAUCUGGCCCGCAGCAAGAUUGAGGGGCUGACCCGCGAGCUGGUGGUGGGCGACAUCCUGACCGGCAAGGUCAACCGGCUGACCAACUUUGGCGCCUUUGUGGAGUUGAUCCCGGGCAAGGACGGCCUGGUGCGCAACGAGGACCUGGGCGAAAUGGAAGAGGAACUCAAGGUCGGCCAGGAAAUCACGGUAAUGGUCCAGGAGAUAGACUCGAUGGGUCGGGUCAACGUCUCCCGCCGCGCCCUGUUCGGCGACGACGGCGUAGAGCGGCCUCCCAGGCCCCCUCGGCCUCCACAGGACCGGGGUGGUGAUCGUCCCCGCAGCGGCGGCGGCGGUGGCUUCGGCAACCGCGGCGGUGGGCCCGGUGGCAACCGUGGCGGCGGUGGGCCCGGCAGCAGUCGUGGCGGUCCGGGUGGCGGCGGCCAGGGUGGUGGCGGCAACCGCGGCGGUGGCGGCGGUGGACCCCGGGGCGGCCAGGGCGGCGGCGGCAACCGCAGCGGCGGUAGCAGCGUGCCUGACCGGCGCUUCCUGGGCAGCAGCGGAGGAAGGCGCGGCACUUAG